AUGGAACAGACUGCUCUAGUAAAGCAUGAGGGUGGAUUGCUGAUACGAUCAAUCUCACUAGGUGGCACAUAUUCCGCCACUCCAGACACACCGUCUCCCAUCUAUCCUGAUCGUCUCAUUCGACCUCUGCCAAAGCGCCCAUUACGCUCUCGUCUUUCUCCCGAGGCUGCCGAGUCGAUUCUAUUUCCGCCCGCUCCUCCUGUGUCACAGCUGUUUUACGGCUCGUACUCCGAACAUCAUGAAAGACAAGAUAGCAAAUACUUGAUGCGCCAGCAUUCCGUCGAUCCAUACAACCAUGAUCAUAGCCCCGAUCGAGACCACCGCCAUCCGUACGAGAACGGCGUCUCAGAAGUUGAAAGUGGAGAUGAAGGUGGUUCGGUGGUUGUUCGCCGCAGCGGCGGGUUUCGCGGGUCGUCGUUACCUCCUUCCACUCCGUACUCCAAUGAGCAGGCGCAAGAUUCGUCGCAAACAAAAUCAUCGCCAGUCGGGCUUGAUGGAUAUGAUGCUUUUGAAAACACCAAUAACAAAAAGAAACGCAAAAUCCCGACCUCUGGAACGUUGAAUAAUCAUCACUCGAGUCUGAGCACAGAUCUUGCGAAUAUGGGAUUAUCUGGAUCAACUCCUGGAUCUCCUGGCGGGCUAGGCGAUAGCGGGACUGGCACAUAUUACGGGUCUGGCAGUCCAGCCGCGUCGAAUGCAGGGAGCGGGAUUUCGGGGCCAGGGCGUGGUCGUUACGCUCGUCAUGCACCGCGUGUUUCCAGUGGACGCAAUUCACUUCCAAUGCAUCCUCAAGGCGCCUGGUUUGGUGGACGACCUGGCGGUAGCCGUCGGGAUUCAACUCCAUCGUCACAUAUCGGAUCAGGUGAAACCGGAACCAAACCAGAUCAAGGUAUAAUCUCAACGGCAAUAGCAAACGCUGCGGCACUUUCUCCGUCUCCAAGAGGACCCAACAACGUCAGUCUUCUUGAUCAACAAGCGAACAGACAGUCUCCCACGAAAACGCAAUUCACGUUCACAUGCGAAUCGGAUAGUUCGAAGAGUAUAGCUAUGCAAUCUACCAAUCCGUAUCCAAUGUCUCAUCCACGACUUCCGAAUUCAUCUCUCCAUGGACAUGCACCGAAUUCGCGUGAUUUUGCUACACAGGGAACGCAAACCAGUCCGAACAUGGGGACAAUGGGUGGAAAUCAGCAGUUACCGCCUCCUGCGGCGGGGGCACCAGCAGCUAAUCCUGGGCAGAGACCCAAACGGUCUCGUGAUAGUAUAUACGCGAUGGCUGCUCGUCGUCGGAAAAUUCAACAGCACUAUGCGAAUAUCCAUAAUCCGCCCAGCCCGGAAGAGUUUUGGAUGUGCGAAUUUUGCGAGUAUGAAGCUAUCUUCGGAGAACCUCCUCGAGCAUUGAUCCGGCAAUACGAGAUCAAAGACCGAAAGGAACGACGUCGGUUAGCGGAGAAGCGACGGUUGUUGGAAAAAGCCAAGAUGAAGGGUCGAAAAGGAAAGAAGGCCACGAAGAACGCAGCAAAACAGGCUGGGGCUCAACAACCGGCACACCACAACCAUGCUCCUGAGCAGGCUCCGAUGGACCCGCCUCAUCCGGAUGAUUAUCUGGGAGAAUAUGAGGACGAUGCCCCUCCGAUGCCCACAUCGGCACCUCCUGUGCCUCAGUCAACGGCUAAUCGGGGACCUGUCGGCAUACAUAAUGCAGGUCAUUCUCCGGCGGAAGGACCAACACAGACAAAAAGCAGGAUUGGUGACGGUGGAAUGAAUCGUCCAGCCUAGAUUAUUAGCCAGGCAAAUUGAACCGCUACUUUCCUGGAGGAGGGAUAUCGAUCCUCGAAAUCAUUCUGAUCUUCUUCCAGCACAAUGAAUGCGCUCACUCCGCUCGGUUCGUUGGCUUUUUGUUUCCCCCUUGGCUGUCAGGAGUUUUCUUUUUUUGGUUAUUUGCAUUUUUCUUUUGGUUCCCCCCCAUUUGCAUUCUUGAAUCCCCUCUCUUACCCCAUUGAUAUUCUAUUAAAUUUCGAGUUCAAAAUUGUCAGCAUGGUUGUUCUGCUGAUAGGGCAUAGUCAGCAUCAGUGGCGUCAAAGCAGUCAUGUCAUGGUCUUGUUGUACAAAGCUCCUAUCACCCAAGUCUGAUUUUGUUGUUAGAUACGAAAAUGUUAAUAAGGUGUCUUUUGGUCGGGCUGUACCUAGGUUGGAUGGUUAUGUUUGGUUUUUGGGAUUGUAUGUGUGUCAUACAGGAUAAGUUGAUGGCGAGAAGAAGAGGAGAGUGAGAGUCAGUGAGUGAGUCAGUUAGUGGUGAGUCUACUUCAGAAGCUUGUUCUCAAUGUAGCUGAGAGAAGUUGAUUAUGAAUGUGAAAUGAUGAGAUGAAGGUUCUCCAUAGC
Molecule: messenger RNA, 2379 nt
Organism: Talaromyces stipitatus ATCC 10500
Lineage: Eukaryota; Fungi; Ascomycota; Eurotiomycetes; Eurotiales; Trichocomaceae
Exons: 2
Coding region: 1-1776 (591 amino acids)
Source: RefSeq, a predicted model, not a curated record